AGAGCACCUUUUGCCCAAGGAGAGCCGCUGCUCUGGCGGCGUCUCUCCAGAUGCGGCGCUUCUGGCGGCCAGCGCUCCCACGGGCGCUGCCACAGACCCUCGCCGCAGGCCUGCAGGCGCCCGCCGGGCCCGCGUGCCACGCCUGGCGGCGGCGGUGCCUCGCCGCCCCGGCCGACGCCGGCCCGGCGCGUCGACAGCUCGUCGCCCAGGGCAAGUCCAACGUCGGGAUGCUGGCCGGCGCCAUGGCCGGGCAGCUGAGAUCCGGCGACGCCGCUGCCGUCAGCCCAUAGGGCCUGCGGCCUGCUACGCCACCGUCAAGGCGGCUAUGAUCGCGGAGAGGUACUUGGCCGAGCACCUCGAGGGCCGGAGCCUGGGGAUCCUGCCGAGCAGGCGAGAGUUCGCCGGCAGGGACGGCGGUCGGGACACGAACGGCAUGGAGCUGCUCGUGCGCACGCUGGAGCUGCCAGCGGAGCUGCCGGCAGAGCCGCAGGUGCUGGCCGCUGCGAAUACGAACGUGGGGCUCAUGGCUGGCCUCAUGGCCAACAUCGGGGAGCGAAGAGAGGUAUCGCAGGGAUUCCUGCCCGGGCCAUCCUUUACCCUGGCCGUUGCCUCCGUGCAUCUCUCGCCAUCAGGGGAUGGCCUAGGAGUUCUGUUACACCGACCAGUCGUCUCGCUUAUGGCCCGUUGUAUUCACACUUCUAUGCUGAUUUUUCAUUGGCAUGUUGGUAUCAUUGCUUAUCUAGCCCAUUAUUGGCCCAUUUCGUUGGCCAGCCCCUGAGGGCACAUUUGCGGCGGUUGCAUACUUGGAUGCCCAAGGCUCUUGCAUUCUUACCGUGCAUCCUUCUGAUGUGCCGCGACUGUGCCCCGCCCUCAUCUCGUCCGUGCCCCCUUCCCCUACUCUCUUUCGCUCUCCCGUCCCCCUCCCCCUCCUUCCUUCGAGUGGGCUUGGGGACAGGUGUGCAUUUCUGUUCUUCUCCCCAGACGUGGUCACUGUGGGAGCUAUGGGGCCCGACGCGGUCAGCAAGGCGCUCAAGGCCACGAUCUUGACGCAGAAGUACAUGGCCGACUCACUAGACUAGAGCCAGUCGAUGGUGGCACUGGCGGAGGUGGUCUGUAUUGGCGUGCCUAGGGGAGGUGUCCACCAGCACCAAGAGGCCUCCGCAGGGCUCUCAUACGCUUAGAUGUUUGCGGAUGUCAGGCCAAGGCCACGCCGAGAGGUUGUAUCCGCUAAGAUCUGGG
Prorocentrum cordatum is the source of this 1239-nucleotide messenger RNA. NCBI's taxonomy places the organism in Eukaryota, Dinophyceae, Prorocentrales, Prorocentraceae. The record is from the annotation of a GenBank genome assembly.